Molecule: messenger RNA, 1214 nt
Organism: Carassius carassius (crucian carp)
Lineage: Eukaryota; Metazoa; Chordata; Actinopteri; Cypriniformes; Cyprinidae
Product: protachykinin
Exons: 5
Coding region: 417-761 (114 amino acids)
Biological process (GO): tachykinin receptor signaling pathway
Source: RefSeq, a predicted model, not a curated record
GUGCAAUGAGCCAAUCAUAACGUCACCUGUCUGCAGUCUACACAGUGACCAGCGCACGUAAAUAAAGUCACGGACUGCCCAAACAGCGACCAUUUCAACUCUACCGACUUCCUCUAGGAAUGUGAGCAAAAUAUUAAACAGCAGUGCUAUUCGUCAUUGUGCGUUUUAAAGCAAUCUGACUAAUACAUUGAUUUGUUUGAUCGAUUUUAAGCGUCGGAAGGAACCUGUCGCCUCCCUGUAGCUUCGCUAUAAAGCCUCGAGCGCGAGUCAGUGCUGUCAGAGAAGAAGUGUGUUAUAUGCGCAGGAAAGCGUUCACACACCGCUGACAGAACACCGUACUACAUACUCAACCUUUAGCUUGCGAUUUAUACUUUAAAGAGCUUUGGGAAGAGAAAAGGAAAGUUACUGGGCGCAACAUGAAAUUUCUUUUACCGUCUGUAGUGAUUUUUCUCGUUUUGUGCCAAGUUUUUGGAGAAGAAUUAGGUCCAAAAGAAGACCUUGAUUACUGGACAGGCAGCAAUCAGGUUCAGGAUGAGUGGCUUCAGGCGGAUCCCUUCAGAGAGAUAAUAAGACGUAUGACGAGGAAACCCCGACCUCAUCAGUUCAUCGGUCUGAUGGGGAAACGGUCCCCUGCAAAUACACAGAUUACACGAAAAAGGCAUAAAAUCAAUUCUUUUGUGGGGCUGAUGGGUAAAAGAAGCCAAGAGGAGCCAGAAUCGUAUGAAUGGGGAACAGUACAGAUCUACAACAAAAGGCGUUAACAGAUAAAACAAAUCAUCGUCACAUCCGCUUCCUAAAGGAUCAUUUCAUUCUGUGAUAUUAAUUUUGAUAUUUUUAUUCUGGUUGGGAAUAAAAAUUUCACAUUGUGUUAAUAUGGCCGACUCGCACCUGUGGCAGUUCAUUUAUGUCAUUUAAAAAGGAUCAGACGUUUCAAUACGGUCCAGAUGUGAUCAAACCUGUUUCUGUCACAACAUCUCCCCCGGUGUUGUGGAGCACUGAAGCAAAGAGGUGUCCCUUCUAAGGUACUCAGAGAUUUGUGCCGACAGUGUCAAUACAUAGUGCCUCAUAGUGUUUUCACCACGACUGAUGAUGUUGUAUAAUAGCGCCAGGCUGGGCGUGAUGUCAUGUCCUGUCACUGCUACGAGCAAAGGUUUUGCUACCUUGAUAUCUCUGUGUGAUUGUAGCUUGAUAUUAAAAAUAUUUUCUUUACUGGU